AUGACAACACGUGACGCACUUUGUCGAGAAAGUUUGGAGGAACAAAUUCGCAAACAUACCGCUACGAUUAAUGAUACAACUAAUUUAACAGAUAUUGAAGCAACAACAAUGAUAAACAAAUCAAGCAAUACUUCUGAUGAAAAUCCCGGACCAUCAGAAAUAGUUUCUGCUAUCGUAGAACCAACAAAUUCAUAUGAACGAAAUGAUGAACUAACAAACAAUGGAUAUUGCAAUGAAAUUCAGCGAAGUGAUAACGAUAAUAUAGAUGGAAGUUUACAUUCAGAAGGAAAUGAACCGAUUUCAAAAGUGCCUUCAAAAGUGAAUGCUUCAUAUAAUUCAUCAAAUACAAGCAGUAUUCGAUCGCUUCGACAGCUUCAACAAAUGGCGUUAACAACAUUUGCUCGUACAAAUUGGAUUGCUGGUAAGUAUGAAACAAUUGAAGUAGAAUUAUGUCGUGAUCCUGUUGUUGGCCUUGGCAUUACAAUUGCUGGCUAUGUUCAUAACAAAGAAGAGAUAAAUGGUGUUUUCGUGAAAUCGUUGGUGCCUAAUUCAAGCGCUUUUCAUUCAAGAAAAAUACAAUUAAACGAUCUCAUUUUCGAGGUAAACGAAAAAUCAUUGGAAGGUUUAAAUCAUAGUGAAUCAAUACGGGCAUUAGUAGGUAGCGGAACAAGAGUUAAGAUAAAAUUAAUUCGUUUUCUACCUGGUUCACCGCAAGCUGAAUGCCUUACAAUGCUCCAAAGACAGGAUGUGGCAGCUCAAGAAAUAGACGUUCAGAAUACGCUACGUGAUGUGGUAGCCUAUUGGAAGCAUCGUUUGGGUUCUGAAUUCGAAGUGAUUAGUGUGGAUUUGAUUCCGGAUAAAUUCGAUGAUGGUGGUUUAGGUAUUUCGUUAGAAGGUACAGUGGAUAUUUUAAAUGGUGCUGAACUUUGUCCACAUCAUUACAUUGACUCACUUAGACCUGGUGGACCAGCUGCUUUCUCGAAUUCUCUUCGUUCAGGUGAUGAAUUACUGCAGGCUAAUGAAGUGGUAUUAUACGGCGAAUCACACGUAACCGUAAGGCAAGCGCUAAUUAAGGCUGCAACAAACGCACAACGAGUUAGGCUUACAGUAGCAAGGAAAGUUCAAACUGUGAAUGUUUUCAUGCCAAGACUUGAGGAAAGUCUUCCAAUUGCAUAUCCUUUAUUAGCUGGCACAGACGAUCGCCUUAUUAAGGCUAAAUCCGAAAGUUGUAUAGCAAGAACUUUAGAUUCAACAAGAGCUGUAUUGGAACAGGUGUCGCGGCGUUUACGAUCCCGAUCACUGCAAUUAUUCAAUGGAUUAGCGAUUUGGCGCUGUGUGCCGAUGAUAGUGCAAUUGGAGAAGGAUAGUCGUGGCUUAGGAUUUUCAAUUGUUGACUAUCGAGAUCCACUGCAUCCAGAACAAUCUGUAAUUGUGGUACGAUCAUUAGUACCAGGUGGGCUUGCACAAGCUGAUGGUCGAAUUAUACCUGGUGAUAGGUUAAUGUUUGUAAAUGAUGAGGAUCUAUCAAACAGCACACUGGAAUAUGCUGUAGCUAUCCUGAAAUCAGCUCCUGAUGGCUUAGUUCGAUUAGGCAUUGCAAAACCAAUACCUAUUGAAGAGUGUGGUAACGGAAUAAGUGGUCAUACGCCGCUUAUUUCACGCAGCGAACGUGUACUCGCAAAAGGAAGUUCACGAUCACGUCAACAUCAUCGCAAAGAAAUAAUUUCAAAUACAUCCAGUCAGGAAACUGUUUGGCUUGGUGCAGCCAAAUAUCAUCAACACCAUCAUCCGCAGAGCUGUUAUCAAUCUUCGAGUUCGCUUACACCAACAACACCUCGUGCCUGUAAUAUAUCAUUAAACGGAAGCCAUCUAUCGAUGACCAGUUCGUCACCUUGCUCAACUCGUUCAAUAUCACCUUGUGGUUCACCACUUUAUUUGCGUGGUUCUUGGGCCUAUGAUAUCGUUUAUUUGCCGCCAAGUUUGGAGCGAUCAAUUAAAAUUCAAAAAGGAGCACUUUCACUUGGCGUAGUAUUAAAUGCAGAAAUUGAUAAGGGUAUCAAUGGUUGUCAGGUAAAGAGUAUUUGUAGCAAAAAAGCUGUAGGGCGCGAUGGAAGAGUUCAGGUGAAUGAUUAUAUUGUGAAAGUAAAUAUGGAAAGUUUACGAAAUGUUACGAAUUCGCAAGCACGAGCUAUUUUGAAGCGAACUAAUCUUAUUGGCACGCAGUGCAACAUAACAUAUAUCACUGCCUCGGAUGCAAAAAUUUGGAAAGAAAAAUAUCAUCAUGAAACGGAUUAUCAAUUACCCGUAGUUAAUAGACUUUCACCCAGGAUUUUCCCGAAGUUCUAUCAUAGUCUAUAUCUAGAAAAGAAGCAAAUGACAGGAAUAGGACAAGGAUCAUUUAAUAGCGAUGUAAUUGAUGCGGAAAUUUCCUUAUCAUCUGAUGCUCCAAAGUCGGCUAAAAGACAAUCAGAUAGUAUUCAAAUUGACGGAAAAUCAAUUGAAGAAUUUGUUUACAAUUUUGUUCAAAAAAUUUUAAAAGAUGUAUGGAUGGAAUUAUUAGUUACUGAGCAUUUAACAAAAGUGACAAAUUUUGGUGCAUCGAAAGAGAACUGGCAAAAUUUGUUGAGUGAACCAGUCGAAACAUCACCGUCCACAAGUGUUGCAUCACAAAAAGUGCUGGCUGAGAGCAAACUUUCUAAUUCAUGUAUAAAUGAAACGCAAUUCGAAAACGGAAAGAAAUAUUUGCUAGCAUCAAUAAAAGAAAAAGAUUCUGAAAUGGAUGAAAGGAAGAAAUGUAGGAAUGAAGGGUCGCAAAAAAAAUCAGCAAUCACAGUGCCCUCAGAGCAAUUAAAUCUGCUAUCAGAAACUGUCGAACGAAAUAGUUUGAUUGAAGAUGAACUAAUCAAUCCAGCAGUGCCCUCAGAUUUGUCGCCUUCACCAGUUUCAUCCGAAACACAUCUGCCAGCUAAAUCAAGUCGUUCCAAAUUUUGGGGUCAAACAAAGACGGUGAUAUUACAUCGUGAACCAAAUCAAUCAUUUGGCAUUAGUAUCGUUGGUGGACGUGUGGAAGUUAGUCAUAAAAGUGGACAACCUGGUACGAGGAGCACUGUCUCGGGUAUUUUUAUCAAAUCAGUCUUACCAAAUUCACCUGCUGGCCUUUCCAAUAUGAUGAAUAUGGGUGAUCGAGUGAUUAGUGUAAACGAUCAAGACUUACGUGAAGCUACGCAUGAACAAGCAGUUCAGGUUAUAAAAAAUGCGAAAAAUCCUGUGAAAUUUGUUGUUCAAAGUCUUCGUAGUUUCCCAUCGCAUCAGGGUGGUAUUAACGAAGAGCAAGAUGAAAGAAGAAAUGAAAGUGAUAAAAGUGUUAGUGAAUGGAAGAGGAAGACGGAAAAAUGUGAUAGUUCAAGCUUAAUGAGCACAUUCAAUGUACCGGAAGCUACAACUAAGAAAGAAGACGAGCUCGAAUUUGAAGAUAUGGAAAGACAUGAUACAACUGAACUUGUCAAGAACACAUCAAUUAGUAUGGAUGAUGAAAAGCUUGAACGGAUGCAAAGUCUGAAAAAUUUAUCACGAAAACGAGUUAAUACAAGGAAAGAAUUGGUAAAACAAGGAAUUGAUAUGGAUAGUGCAGCUGCGCUACCGAAGCAUGAUGAUGAUCCGGAAGAGGAAGACCUGUUCUUCUAUACAAAAGAUAAAAUAAAUCGAAAAUAUGGUAAUUUAUCGGGUGAUACAAUACUGUUGAAAUUGGAUAAUGUGCCACGUGGUGGACUUGGCCUCUCGCUUGCAGGUAAUCGUGAUCGCGAUCGGAUGAUUGUUUUAGUGGUUGCAGUUAAAUCCACUUGUCCAUUAUCGGUGAAAAUUGGUGAUGAACUACUUGAGGUGAAUGGAAAAGUACUUACCGGCUUGUCGCAUUUGAAUGCCUCUUCGAUAAUGCGUGAAUGUUGCGAAAGUGGCAUUUUGGAAUUGUUAUUACUAAGAAGAUUCGAAGCAUUGGCCAUUACUUUGGAUUCACGAAAAUUCGAUAGAAAUAAUACGGUUGGAAACAAAUUACAAAUGAGUAGCAGCAGUGAAACAGAUGUGCAACAUUCCGCUGAAGAUGCAAAGAAUAAAUUAUCACAACAGAAUGGUAUUGAAACUGGACGUGAAACGCUUAUCGAAAUUGCUAAAAAUGGAAAGGGUUUGGGAUUAAGCAUUGUUGGUGGUUCUGAUACGGUAUUGGGUACAGUGGUAAUUCAUGAAGUGUAUGCAGAUGGUGCCGCAGCAAUCGAUGGCCGGUUGAAACCCGGUGAUCAAGUUCUUGAGGUAAAUGGUGUUUCGCUACGUGGUGUAAGCCAUGAACAAGCUAUUUUGCUACUUAGAAGGACACCAGCUAAGGUUUCUUUACUGGUAUAUCGUGAUGUGAACCUCCAGCUAUCACUUUUGGAUCCGACACAAAUUUACAACAUUUUCGAAGUGGAACUUACCAAGAAGCCAAGUCGAGGACUUGGACUCAGUAUAGUGGGCAGAAAAAAUGAGCCUGGUGUUUAUGUUUCGGAAGUAGUUAAGGGUGGUGCUGCUGAAGCUGAUGGACGCCUACUUCAGGGCGACCAGAUACUCGCUGUUAAUGGCCAAGAUGUAGCAAGUUCAAUGCAGGAAGAUGUAGCAGCCAAAUUAAAGGCGUGUACUGGUCGUGUCACCUUAAGAGUUGGCCGUUGGAAAUUGACCGAAGCAGCUAACAAAGUGAAUGCAGGAGCAGAAGCUGCCUUAUCCAAUACUACACAACAAUCGAAAUUAAUAAAAGCAACACCUGAAAUCAAAUUAUUCGCGCCAAAUAAUGAAGAUAGUUCCGUUUCGUUAACAUUAAAUGAUCCGAAAACGAAAUUUCUACCAACAUCUACAUCCACUUCCAAAUGUCAAAUAUCUAAAAAUGAGGAAAAUCAACCACCACAAAUUAUAUGUGCUGAUCUAUCUCCGGUGACAGAAGAAUCUAGUAGUGGAGCAGACCAGAAAUCAUCUUUUGCUGAUGAGGAAAGUUCACCAGCGACUAGUUUGGGCCAAAGUAAGGAAAUUGAACUUAUCGAAGAUUUGAAUGAGGAGAACAGCGAUACAUUGCUAGUGGUGUUGAAGAAAAUUCCGGAUCAACAAUUAGGUAUGGGAAUCGGUAAACGUACGCGUGGUAUUUUGGUCACUUCACUACAACCUGGCAGUAUCGCAGCUGAAAAAUUGAGAGUUGGCGACCGUUUAAUGGCAGUUAACGGAGUAGCAAUAACUGAUCAGCUCUCAGCAGUAGCAUUAGUGAAAGCAAGUGGUAAGAAAUUGUGGCUACAAAUAUCGCGGCCAAGAAUUUAUCAAAAUCCAUGA
This is a messenger RNA of Cercopithifilaria johnstoni, 5340 nucleotides long. Lineage: Eukaryota; Metazoa; Nematoda; Chromadorea; Rhabditida; Onchocercidae. The record is from the annotation of a GenBank genome assembly.